Molecule: messenger RNA, 1866 nt
Organism: Acaulospora colombiana
Lineage: Eukaryota; Fungi; Glomeromycota; Glomeromycetes; Diversisporales; Acaulosporaceae
Source: the annotation of a GenBank genome assembly
UAUCGAACCUCCUUCGCUAGAAAUCAACACUCUCGACCUCUAACUAAUUCCUCAAACCUUGAUCAUAUUACUUCUGAACAUGUCGGUUUAAUCGAGAGUUCAGAUCAUCAGAUUAUAGAGCUUGCAGUUUUACCGCCGAAAUGGGUAGACAUAGUAGAAGAAGUUGAUGAGAAAAUUGAUCAAAUAAAAAACCUUUUUCUGACAUUAGAGUCGUUACAUAGGAAACAUGUUUUACCAGGAUUUGACGAUAGGACCGAAGAGGAAGAGGAAAUAGAGAGAUUGACUACAGAAAUAACAGAACUUUUUCAACAAUGCCAAAGAGAAAUCAGACGGAUAGGUGAUCAAAGUCAACCGGCGAUGUCAAGUCAAGAAAUAGUCCUAAGAAAAAAUAUUCAAACUUCGUUAGCCUCGAAAGUACAAGAUCUGUCCGCAAACUUCAGAAAACAACAGUCGGCAUAUAUGAAGAAACUCAAGGGAAGGGAGACCAAAGUUUCGGGAUUCUUUUCUAUAGACUCAGUUGAAGACGAUCAUGAGAGGGGUUUCACAUCAAAUCAACUGGCUAUUGUGGAAUCUUCAGAAGCACUGAUAAGCCAAAGAGAAAGGGAAAUUAGUGAAAUUGCAAAAUCUAUAAACACAUUGGCAAUAAUAUUUAAAGAUCUUCAAACCCUUGUUAUUGAUCAAGGAACGUUAUUAGACCGAAUAGAUUACAAUGUUGAACAAAUGGUUUUUGAUGUGAAGGCGGCAGUCAAAGAAUUAGAUAAGCAAGAAGAUAAUGUUCUCCGCCCCAUUAUGAGCAGUGAGGAAUCGUUGUUCACGUCCUUUUCCCCACCACUUGUUAACAGUAACUCUUCUACAGCAAAGUCGUUGCCCACCACGGCCCAUCACCUGAAAUCCCAAACGAGCUUAACUACGGUUGUAAAUGCACAAAUUUCCUUCCUAUUGAAUGCGCUCUCACUCGAAAAUUACGCUCUCAAAGUAUCGGAGAUUAAUUCUCUAUUAAACAAACACGGUCAGGACACACAUUUCUACUUGUUAAGGAAACUUCUGAUUAUCAAUAAGAACCAAAUCUGCAAUAUUGGAUCUUGUAAUUCGGAAUCUUCUUUAAGCUACCCUUUUUUGGUCGAGAAAAUUAAAGAAGCUGCCAGUGAUCCGGCUCUAUCAGCCGUUUUAUGCGAGGCUUUCAACUCAAUAAAUUACGCAGAUUCUUUUAAGGACUUUGAUCUUAACAGUUUCUUAGAAGACGUCGGAAUUAAUCCGGUAGAAAAAGUUGGCCUUUGUAUCUCUUUAUUGCAAGCGAAUAGAAAGGAAAUCUCUGACCAAGCACGUGAAAUAAUCAAGCAGAAUUUUGACCCCCUUGUGAAAGCCUUGGAAGACCAAGCGAUCCAAAAUAAUUUAUCCGACAAACUCUUACGUCAUUUGAUCACAUAUUUUAAGUCACACGAGGCGGAAGGUCUAAAUCUUUCAUCUCAACAAAGUGAAGCUACGCAAAAUUCCGAGAGAUUAUCGUUCGGAUCUGUGUCAACUAGUAUUCUUCCUCUCCUGAAUUCGAAUCCAUCAGUCGCUUUUGCAAAAAUGACCGAAUCCAAUGAAUCAUUUCAACAACCUUUGGCCGUACUCAUGCACGAAUCAGGCUAUAAAUGUUGCAGCACGUUAGAUGCAUUUACCGAACUCCUUGGUCAACUGGGAGUGAAACCACCUUUUUCUGAGGAAAUCAUUAAAGAAGAUGAUGUUGCUCGUGCCCUCGGAAUGAUGGUAGAAACGCAUUCCACCCUUGAGGAAGGUGAAAACGUAUGGAGUCAAUCUUCUAAUAUAGAAGAUAAUCAAACUUGGGAUGUAGAAAUAUUUGCGACAACAUUAACUGAUCUU